Tripterygium wilfordii is the source of this 939-nucleotide messenger RNA. RefSeq names its product F-box protein At2g27310-like. The coding region runs from base 1 to 939 and encodes 312 amino acids. The record is from RefSeq and is a predicted model, not a curated record. The transcript has a single exon. NCBI's taxonomy places the organism in Eukaryota, Viridiplantae, Streptophyta, Magnoliopsida, Celastrales, Celastraceae.
AUGUCCUGCACAUCCACGCAAUUUCUCGCUCUCUCUGCCGAUGGUAAAUUGUGGCAAGAAAUUUGUUCCACUCUAUGGAGCUCCACCAAUGAUUCGCGGGUUCGUCAAGUUAUCUCUACUUUCCCCGGCGGUCAUCGCUCGUUCUUCUCUGACUCCUUUCCUCUUCUCCAUCACAAAAACCAUAAUCAAGAUCUCUCAUCUGAACCGUCAGAUUUAAUCUCGGCCGUCGAUUUAUGUUACAAGAACAAGCUUCUGUUCUCCAAGGUUCGAGAAACGAACACGACCACAACCAAAUUUCUCUGUUCCCGUUUCAAGAUCGAGUUACUGGGGCAAAAGGAAACCGUUUCGACUCCAAUACAACAAUUCGGUGAAAUCGAUGCGUUGCUUCAAGACCUGAAAGAGAAUUUGAGUUUGAGUUGGAUCGUGAUCGACCCGGCUGCGAAACGGGCGGCCAAUUUGUCGUCGGGAAGGCCAGUUUUGGUGGAAUGGCCUUGCACUGGAGGGGAGGUUCAACUUUACUAUUCAACAGUCAUGAAGACUGGUGGACGGCCGGGAUCGGUAGAGUCGGAGUUCGCGGAGUGCAGGGUAGUGGUCACGUGUAGCGGGAUAGACGGAGGGGAGGUGCAUGUGGAUGACAUAACAAUGGAGAUAAAGGACAUUGAUGGAAGGAGCUUUGAUGGGAGGGAGAGUUUAGUAAUUUUACAGGAUUCUUUGGUGAACGGGAAGAGAGAGAGGGGGAAGAGAGGAGAAAAUGAAGACAAGUACAAGAAAUUGGAGAAGAGAAAGAGAGAAGGGAAGGUGAAGAAGCUAAGUAGCAAUGGCGUCAUUUACAUGAUUUGCCUUCCCGUUGUUGGUUUAGUUACUUUCUGGUUCACUCUGUUUUUGUUUGCGAUGCUCUUGAUGCGUUCCAAGACUCGCAGUAAAUUGAGGAAGCAUUAA